UAUCCAGGUGCUGAAUGGUGAAAUGUGCUCAUGAGAAUGAACGCCUCUAUGCUGUCCGGCUUUGGAUAGCCUGAAGAGGAUAACUCUCUCUUCGUCUCAAGGCAUAGAAGCUGUGGCGUAACUGCAAGCUAUUGACUUUAAGCCUACUAUUGUAAUGCUGAGCCAGUAGUGUGUUGAAAGGCGAUAUUUUUCUAUAUCUGAUUUACUUAAUCCCCGAGAUAUAGCCCCGAUGACCAGGCCUUAUGGCCGCUCUGCUUUGAGAGGAUCCACACUGCGGGCCGCGGCAGUUUUGCAGCGGCGAGCUGUCACACCAGGCCCCCAAACCCCCGGGAGAGACGGCUCAGACUUAGCCGAUGCUGUGAUGGAAAUAGAAAUCUAUCGCUUUAAUAAGAGCGGCAGAGGCCGCACGUCCCCCUGUCUCCAGCCCCAGGGCGAGCUCUCCGCCCCGUCUCAGAUGUUCCUGACAGUAUACCUCAGUAACAAUGACCAGCAUUUUACUGAGGUUCCCGUCACCCCGGAGACGCUGUGCCGGGACGUGGUGGAGUUGUGCAAGGAGCCGGGGGAGACGGACUGCCACCUGUCUGAGAUGUGGCGUGGAUCUGAGCGAGCUGUUGGCGACGUGGAGAGGAUGCUGGAUGUGCUCCAGCGAUGGGGACAGCACAGGGCAGAGGUGCGAUUCUUUCUGCGCCACAACCGAGCCCCUAGCAGGGAAUCAGGGGGCUCAAGAGGCUCAGAUCCAAAGAGAAAUGGAGUGAGGGGUCCCCAAGACAGGAGGAUGGAGAAUGGGGUGGCGACACCCCGGAUGGACAUGACACUGGCCGAGCUCCAAGAGAUGGCUACCAGACAGCAGCAGCAGAUAGAAGCUCAACAACAGCUCCUCUCAUCCAAGGAGCAGCGGCUGCGCUACCUGAAGCAGCAGGAGCAGCGUCAGCAGCAGCAGGCCUCUGAGCAGGAGAAACUGCAGCGCCUCCGAGAGAACAUCGAGAACCAGGAAACUCGGCUCAAGAAGGUCCGGGCCCUCAAGGGCCAGGUGGAGCAGAAGCGCCUCAGCAACGGCAAACUGGUUGAGGAGAUAGACCAGAUGAACAACCUGUUUCAGCAGAAGCAGCGAGAACUGGUGAUGGCAGCGUCCAAGGUCGAGGAGCUCAGCCGACAGCUGGACACGCUCAAAAACGGCAAAAUGGACAACUUCCAUGACAACCAGAGCUCUGUGGCCGAGCUCGACCGCCUCUACAAGGAGCUACAACUGAGGAACAAGCUCAACCAGGAUCAAAACUCUAAGCUGCAUCAUCAGAGAGAGAGCCUGAACAAGCGCAACAUGGAGGUGGCCGCAAUGGACAAACGGAUCAGUGAGCUCCGAGAUCGUCUGUGGAAGAAGAAGGCAGCACUGCAGCAAAAGGAGAACUUGCCUCCUCAGAUGCCCCGGCAUUCAGAGCUCACCAAUGCCAACAAUGGCUACCCUGGUAAAGAGAGGGCUUCAAAAGACACUCAUCCUCAGCAGCCCUCUGAUGGCCAAGCCGGACAGCAGACAGGUCCGUCUCGUGUGGCUGCGGUUGGCCCAUACAUCCAGUCGUCCACCAUGCCCCGGGGCCCAGUGAGACAUGACCUGCUCGUGAAACCAGCCUACCCUGACGGCACUGCCACCCUGCCAGCCCAUGACCCACAGAGCAAGGCCGGCGCAGGUCCAGAAUCCAACACCAACGGCCAUGGUCCUUCUUCGACUCUGCCCCGAAUGUCUUCUCACUCCAACAGCUCUUACACAGAACAGGGGAUAGAUGAGACAGAACUGAAGAGGGACAGGAAAGUGCGUCCAUUUUCCAUGUUCGAGCCGACGGAAGCUCCCGUCACCUCCCUCCGCAAAAACCAGAGCAGUGAUGACCUGGUCCGGGAUGCUCAGUCGGCUCCCAAGGCUCCGGUCAAGGUGCCUCCUCCUGUGCCCACCAAACCGAAAGGCCCCGGGGUCGUGCCCUACGGCAAACCAGGCCUCAACACAGGAACUUUCCCCAAGGCCAAGCCCCAUGGCCAGCAGCCCCCGGCUGCCCAGAACCACGGGCCUCUGACGCCCUCACAGAGCCAGACACUGCCCCUGCCCGCCAAGCAGGAUGCUCCACCUGCAGCCACGGUGCGGCCCUUCACCCCGGAGCUGCCCUCCUCCAAAGACGCCAGCAUGAGUAAACCCCAGACCUUAGCAGGCAGCUCCAUAUACUCCAUGUACACACAGCAACCUGGCCAAGGCAAGCCCUUCGUGUCUGGUUCACAGGGAACUCUAAACAGGGUCCAGAGCCGCAACGGAUUUAUCAGUGUGUACGGUAAACCAGUGUUCGCCAGUGGAGGCUCCCCACAUCCGGAAAACCCUUACCUGGACAGCCGCUCCCCUGGGCCAGAGUUUGAGGUCGACCACAGUGGACCAAACAGUGUGGGUCCGAGCUCGUCUGAUGGCCCCCAACCAGAAACGGAGCGCAUCCCCCGGCCCCUCAGCCCCACCAAGCUGCUUCCCUUCAUUUCCAACCCCUACAGACAUCAGAGUGAGAGCGACCUGGAAGCCCUGAGGAAGAAGCUCUACAACGCCCCGCGGCCCCUGAAGAAGCGCAGCUCUAUCACCGAACCAGAGGGUCCUGCAGGGCCCAAUAUUCAGAAACUCCUCUAUCAGAAGACAACGCUGGCAGCUAUGGAGACCACUUUGACCACACCAACCACUCCCACCUUCACAGGUGAAGCAGAGCCGGCGGCAGAGGGAUCUGCAGGACCACAUUUUCCAGGCGCUUUGAGCGGUCCCGAGAACCACCCGUCAGAGACGGGAGCGGCUCCGGGGGGAGGACAGACCCUAUCUCACAUCCCGGGUGCUAACAUCUCCGUUCCCCUCCCUGCUGAACAAACCAAAAAACCGUCCGCUAUCCUAGAGAGGGAAGACAUUAUACCCCCUCCUCCCCCAUCCCAUCCGGCCCCCAGGCCAGAUGAUGCGCUUUUCCCACCACCACCCCCUGCUGGCUUGGACGACACAAUCCCCAACCUGCCUCCUCCACCUCCAGAAGGCUUCCUGGAGGAGUUCCCUCCCUACCCACCACCCCCAUACCCCAGCGGAGCAGAGCAGGAGAGCUUGGGAGAGGACAUCUUCAACAUGAAGGCACCGGAGGUCACGGGCCAGGUCACUCUGCCACCGGGAAAGAGGACCAAUUUGCGCAAACUUGGCUCUGAACGCAUCGAUCACAGCAUGAGAGUGAAGUUCAACCCGCUGGCUCUGCUGCUGGACUCUUCUCUGGAGGGAGAGUUUGACCUGGUCCAGAGAAUCAUCUAUGAGGUGGAGGAUCCAAGUCUGCCCAACGAUGAAGGCAUCACAGCUCUACACAACGCCGUUUGCGCCGGACACACAGAGAUCGUCAAGUUCCUGGUUCAGUUCGGUGUCAAUGUCAAUGCUGCCGACAGUGAUGGCUGGACACCUCUUCACUGUGCUGCAUCCUGCAAUAAUGUGCAAGUGUGCAAGUUCCUGGUGGAGUCUGGUGCUGCAGUGUUCGCGAUGACUUACAGCGACAUGCAGACGGCUGCUGAUAAAUGUGAAGAAAUGGAGGAGGGCUACACCCAGUGCUCUCAGUUCCUCUAUGGUGUGCAAGAGAAGAUGGGCAUCAUGAACAGGGGUGUGGUGUAUGGUCUGUGGGACUACGGGGGCGAGAGCCCCGAUGAGCUGUUGUUCAGCGAGGGAGACUGCAUGACCAUCGUCCGCAGAGAAGACGAGGACGAGAUCGAAUGGUGGUGGGCGCGCAUGGGCGACACUGAGGGUUACAUUCCCCGCAAUCUCCUAGGGCUCUAUCCCAGAAUAAAGCCAAGACAGAGGACCCUGGCUUGAAAAACAAAGAGGCCUGCACAUUCCAGUCAGCCAGAACACUCCAAGACACACACACAAACACACACGCACAUACGGACACACAGGCACACGCGCGCGCACACACAGGCUUUAACAGACUGGAGAGGAGAAAGACACUGUUGAAAUGAAGGACAGACCAAACCAUAUGAAGGAUCAGCUCCGAGCUCUGUCUGGCACUUUUCUGUUUUCCACAACAGAGGGAUUCUCUCUUUACUUUUCCAUGCCACACUGUCUACUUUGUGCUUAAGACACUAACGGCAUUGUUUUCCUUUAUUCCACUGUUUUUGUACUUAGUAUCUGAUCGACUGGUCAGCUACUAUUUCUCAAGUGACAGAAAUUCAAAAAAAUCUGGAUGUAAAUGGAACGAGCAGUAUUUUUUUAUUUCCGGAAAGUGAUUUUUUUUUUUACACUUUUGAACUGUUCCUUAUUUUCUAACAUACGUUGCAUGAGAUGAAUGAAUGGAUGAUAAUGAUGGUGUCGUUUUUGAAAAGGCUGUUACCAUGACAAUCUUUGGGGGCUUGUUUUUUUUUCCUCGUCAUCUAUGCUGAGUGACUGUGCCUCUGUAUAUCUGCACUGGAGAUGCAAAGUUUCAGAUGUGACCACCACUGUUCUGCCUAAACAAAAGGAAAAUGAAAAACAAACAGUGAUGAAGCUUUUGAGUGAUCUAUUGCUGUUCAUCCUGUGGUCUGUGGCACACAGACGUCCAGUCUACUCUCCUGCUUUGGCACAUAGCAGAGAUGCCAUAAGAUACUGUGUAUACACGUAUUUCUGUCACAUGAACUAGUGAAACGUUACUGUGGUAAUGAUAUUGUUAUGAACAUGGACUUUGAAACUCAUAAGAGGCCCUUUGGCCAAGAAGGAGAUGCCAUGCAGUAUGAAUUUUAAUAUUUCAUUACAGCCAUUCCAUGACAAUACAGUAAGGCAAGCCUAAUACCCGAGACCUUGACUCAUUGUAGUAAUCAAUAAGAGAUGAAGCAUUAUAUUGUAAAGUCACAACAUUUUCUAAGUCAAAUAAUCUCUUAAAAACAAAAAUUACAUUCCCAAAAUUCAAUCACUUAUCUCUGUCAAUGCAGAUGUAUUUAUUUUUGUUUUUAUUUUCCUUUAGCCUUUUUGUCAUAAUUAUAACCACAAAUGUACUGUAGUCUUUCAAAAAUUUACAAUAAAAUACUUUGUACUAAG
Molecule: messenger RNA, 5038 nt
Organism: Scophthalmus maximus (turbot)
Lineage: Eukaryota; Metazoa; Chordata; Actinopteri; Pleuronectiformes; Scophthalmidae
Gene: tp53bp2a
Product: tumor protein p53 binding protein, 2a
Exons: 20
Coding region: 230-3841 (1203 amino acids)
Biological process (GO): regulation of apoptotic process; signal transduction
Cellular component (GO): nucleus
Molecular function (GO): p53 binding
Source: RefSeq, a predicted model, not a curated record